Molecule: messenger RNA, 2808 nt
Organism: Patiria miniata (bat star)
Lineage: Eukaryota; Metazoa; Echinodermata; Asteroidea; Valvatida; Asterinidae
Product: elongator complex protein 2-like
Exons: 18
Coding region: 26-2536 (836 amino acids)
Biological process (GO): tRNA wobble uridine modification
Cellular component (GO): elongator holoenzyme complex
Molecular function (GO): protein binding
Source: RefSeq, a predicted model, not a curated record
GAAGCAUCGUGGGUAAUAUUUCAAGAUGGCGGCCUCCAUGGACACAUGCUACAUCAGUUGUUCCUGCAAUCGAGUUCCACAUUGUGUGCACUGGGGCGCUAAUGGACUCGUGGCUUUUGGUACAUUUAAUUAUGUAGCACUGUACGAAACAGAGUCAUCAGAUUCAGCUGGGAAAAUUUGUGGUCUACUCAGCAGUCACAAAGGCAAAGUCAACUGCGUCAAGUGGAUAGAGUGUCCCUUCCUGGAGCAGAGAGGACAGCUGGCCCUGACAGAGCUGGUCUCUGGAUCCCAAGAUGGUGCUCUCAUCGUGUGGAGAGGGACUGACAGUCAGCACCAGCAACAUGCUAAACUCACUGGUCACACUGGAGCCGUAACAGCAUUAGAGGCCGUCUACCUCCCAGACCAAAGCGGCCAGCUCUCCCUAGACUCACCCACGCUCGUUGCCAGCGCAUCUGGCGAUUCAACCGUGAAACUCUGGCGGAGGGCUGAAAUCAGUGGCGAUUUUGCCUGCCAGCAGAGCAUAACAUUCGGCAGUGGGUUUGCAUUGGACAUUGCACUGUACAUUCUCCCCGGCACAAGGGUGCCGUUGUUGGUCCUGGGAGGCGACGACACAAAACUUCAUUUUUACCAGGAAGCAGACGGCCAAUUUACAAGAUGCCUGUCACUGACUGGCCAUGAGGACUGGAUCAGAGGAGUAGAAGUAACAGCUGAUGAUACUGGGGAUCUCCUUGUGGCUAGCUGCUCCCAGGAUUGCUUCAUUCGGCUCUGGCGAGUCCAAGCCGAGCCGGGCAAGGACGACGUGGUUGAAGCGAGCGAGGGGGAGCUGAGACUGAAGGGAAAUAAAUUCCACGCAGCUUGGGAAGGUGGUGAGGCUCAUUAUUCUGUGGUGCUAGAGAGCGUGCUGGCCGGUCAUGAACAGUGGGUCUACGGGUUACAUUGGCAACCGUCAACUUACAGAGAUGGGAGGAGACACCAGGAGCCCCGCCUACUCUCCGCCUCCAUGGACAAGACCAUGAUCAUAUGGAAGCUGGACAGCGAAUCAGGGGUGUGGCUGGAUCAUGUUAGGGUAGGUGAGGUGGGCGGUAACACCUUGGGCCUGUACGGCUGCCAGUUCAGUCCUGACGGGAACGCAAUCUUAGCUCACGGCUACCAAGGAGCGUUUCAUCUGUGGGCGAGGGACACUUCCAAUCCCGAUAGAACGAGUGACCAGUGGUCACCAAUGCCGGUGGUCAGCGGUCACUACGCCGGUGUGCAGGACAUAGUCUGGGAUCCCCAGGGUGGGGAAUUCCUGAUGAGCGUGGGUUCGGACCAGACGACACGACUACACGCCCCCUGGCGACGACCAGGCUACAAGACCACGUGGCAUGAGAUCGCUCGACCCCAGGUCCACGGCUACGACAUGCAGUGCCUGGCAAUGGUCGACAGAUUCCGUCUGGCCUCGGGAGCUGACGAAAAGGUCUUGCGAGUGUUUGAGGCCCCAAGAAACUUCAUUGCGAACUUUGGCAGGAUAUCGAGUAUUGACGUCAGACAGGAUCUUGAGGACAGGAAGAAAAGUGAUAUUCCUGAAGGAGCGAGCGUCCCAGCCUUGGGUUUGUCCAACAAAGCGGUGUUCCAGGGAGGCGCGGGGAUGCCGACUUCGGACCGCGAGAUCUCGCACCCGAGCGAGAUGUACCCCGAGAUUUACUUCAACCCGCUAGAACUGGCAGGUCCGCCCACAGAGGAACACCUACUCCAGAACACCCUAUGGCCAGAGACGCAGAAGCUGUACGGUCACAGUUAUGAGAUCUUUAGCAUUGCUAGUCAUCCUAACGGGAGCGUCUUGGCGUCAGCCUGCAAGGCAUCCAAGCCCGAGUACGCGACCAUAAUCCUCUGGGACACGGCGUCUUGGCGUCAGUUGAGCCAGCUCUCCGCCCACUCCCUGACCGUGACCCUGCUAGCGUUCUCCCACGACGGCCAGCGUCUUCUGGCAGUCUCCAGAGACAGGACCUGGUCCCUCUUCCAAGAGACAAAAUCCAAAAGUGGUUGUCCCUACACAUUGGAGGCAUGCACAGAUAAGAAAACCUCCGUCCACACGCGCAUCAUCUGGUCAUGUGCCUGGUCACAUGACGACCAGUACUUCGCCACGGCGUCACGGGAUAAAAAAGUCAUUUUUUGGGGUCAAAGGUCGACCAGCCAGGAUGGGGACACAGCAUCACCCACUUGCCUUGGCAACUACCGAGCAUGCUCAGUGCCUUUUGACCUGAAGGAUGCAGUGACGGCAGUAGACUUCGCUCCAGUGUUAAACAGUGUCGAUUCAAGUUACAUUUUAGCUGUUGGGUUGGAGGCAGGAACGAUGGCCGUACUGAAAUGGGACUCGGAGAAACCCAACGACUGGCAGACGUGUUUCCGCUUUCCAACACAACAAUGCCACACCAUGACAGUCAAGAGGCUGCGUUGGAGACCAGAGGUCAAAGGUCACACAUCACAUCUCCAGCUUGCCAGCUGCAGCUCGGACGGCAGCGUACGUAUCCACAGUAUUGAGGGCAACUCGUUAUGACGACAGAGGUCACAUGAUGACCCCAUGGUUACAUCUUCGUCGUUUCUCUCUAGAUAAUGUUUUAGAUAGUGACAUGUUUUUGUGAGGGGUUUGUGCAUAAAUAGUACAUGGUGCUUACUGAAUCAAAUGCCUAUAAGUGGAAUUGGAAUGUGUUUUACGGUCCCUUAGGCAUUUGAAAGCAAGUUUCAAGGAAUUCCAUUUUUUGCUCAAAAUGAAAAAAAAUGCAAGGGGUUAGUCUUACAUUUUUAUCAAAAUUCGGCCAAAAAUUGAUU